Neurospora tetrasperma FGSC 2508 is the source of this 2839-nucleotide messenger RNA. RefSeq lists its product as uncharacterized. NCBI's taxonomy places the organism in Eukaryota, Fungi, Ascomycota, Sordariomycetes, Sordariales, Sordariaceae. The record is from RefSeq and is a predicted model, not a curated record. Gene Ontology annotation, biological process: ubiquitin-dependent endocytosis. The coding region runs from base 1 to 2784 and encodes 927 amino acids. Gene Ontology annotation, molecular function: ubiquitin protein ligase binding; protein-macromolecule adaptor activity. The transcript is spliced from 2 exons. Gene Ontology annotation, cellular component: plasma membrane; cytoplasm; cytosol.
AUGGGCCCCUUCUCGAGCGCUUCCGACCGCAACAGUGCCGCCGCCACCGCCGCUCCUGCAACUGCAACUGCGACGCCAUCUCCCCUCUCCAAAACACCAUCUGCCGCCGCGUCCGACGAUUCCUCGACCAGCAAAAAGUUCCUGAAGCGCCUCAACAUCCUCCCUCUCCGGUCACGCACUCGCAAUAUCGCCGACUUCCACAUCCGGCCUGACGAUCCCCACCGCAAAUACAGUGCCGGUGACCAUGUGCAGGGCGCUGUGGUCCUGACCGUCGUCAAGCCCGUCCGCAUCACGCACCUGACCGUCUUGCUGCACGGCUACGUACGUGUCUACAAGGGACCUGGCGCCCAAAACAACGAGCCCGUCCGGAGCCCGGCCGAGAUCAAGAACAUUAGCAGCCGAGGGGAGCGCAAAAAGUACUAUAAUGGCUAUGCGUCGCUCUUUCAGGAUGAGCAGGUUCUCAGCUCCGAUGGCCGGCUGGAGCCCGGAAGAUACGAGUUCAAUUUCGAUCUACUCUUUCCAGAAAAGGGUCUCCCCAGCAGCAUUGAUCUGGACGUUGGACCGCUUGCUCCUCCCAAGGCCCAGACUGUGGACCUCCGACCCAUUUCGAAACGAGCCAAGAAGAAACGACCAGCCGGUGGAGAAAGGCGCUCUGUGAUAUCGUCAGAGCGCUUGUCUGCUGAUGUGCCAGCAGAAUCAUUGUCCGAUGGAGAUUCAGCAAGGAUAAACGACACAUCGACGGAAGGAUCUCUUUCGAUAGUCGGUGAUGACGUUGGUCAAGAGGGCUUUAGCCAGGCUCCGCGGAGUGUCUCACACAGUGAGGUGCGAAGUCUCAGUGGCGAUAGCGCCGCGAGUCUCAGCACGCACCCGAGCAGAGCAUAUAGCGAGACAAACCAGCUAGCCAUUGUUGGGUCCGCAGUGACAGGGAAACGGAUAUCAUUUGCCGACGAACGGACCAUCAAGUUGAGAGUUGAAGUGCUUAAAGGUGGAUGCUUACCCGGCGACGUGAUACCCGUCAAGGUGUCGGUUAAUCACAUCAAGAUGAUCAAAAGCAUGCACGGUGUCAUUGUUACUCUGUUCAGACAAGGGCGCAUCGACUCUUCCCCGCUUCAGCUCUCCAAAGAGGAUUGGAAAAAGUCGGAAUCAGACGACUAUUAUUACCCUAAAUCCAGGACGGGUCUCAGCGGCCUUUCCCUGUCGUCUGCGGGUUCCUGCAGCAUGUUUCGAAAGGAUCUAUCACAAGCAUUUGCGCCUCUCAUUACGGAUCCGGUGAAUUUUUCUGCCACCUUGACGACAUCAGUCCGAGUACCAGAGGACUCUUUCCCCACUAUCAAGGGUGUACCCGGGGAGAUGAUCAGUUUCAGGUACUUCGUCGAAGUCAUCGUGGACCUGGGCGGCAAACUCGCCAAUCAUCUACAGGGUGGUGCGUCUUCCGGCUCACGAGUGGGAGCUACUGGUGUGGUAGGGACUCCUUUCGAGAAUGUUGGCACAUUGCCAUCGUGGGGGGCGACGGGGAGCACAAGUAUUCUGGACACAGAUCGCCUCAAAAGGAUACAAGGAGUCAUUCCCGGCUACUACGAGGUCAUUGUCGGUACGACCGACAGCAAUAGGUCACGAGGCAAGGGUCCGCAAAGACCCAGCCUUACGCAUACACCAUCUGUAACAGGCGGCUCCAACUAUGUGGAGAAUGAGUACAACGAAAAGGGCGGCUGGCCGAACAGCAUGCACGACGAUGACGGAUACGGUCCCGAGUCUGCAAACCCCAAUGAUGACUAUGCGUCGUACCCGCCACAAACGACUUACCCACACGAUUAUGUCCAUCAACCACAUUACUGGAAUUACGUUCCAGACUCAUCACAGCAUGAGCAAGCGAUACCCGCACCUCACUAUAUACCACCGCCCGACUUACCUGAUGAGAAUAGUCUUACGGAAAAGGAGCGCAUCAGACGUGCCGAACAACGCUUACUACCCAGUCAACCACCAAUAGCGGCAGCAUCAUCAUCAUCGUUCUCUGCCGCCGUGCCCUCACCAUCUGCGUCCAACCACGCCCUGGACUCGUCCUUACUACUAAACGGGGACAACAUCUAUGAUGCAGAAGACGACGUACCAACCCCAGCCGCCACACCCGCAACAGCAUCACCAUUCGACCACGCUCUCGCUCCGGUAUACACACCCACACCAGCAGAAGACCUGCCAUCCGCGCCAACCCUUGAGGAGCUCGACCGACCACCACCAAUAUCCAGAGGACCCUCGCACCACCCUCUAAGCACCACUGAAGAUAAACAGGAGCUCGAACGGAGAAGGCUGUUAGCCGAGGCCAGCGCACCGCCCGAAUUCCCAGAGGACUAUAUUCCCGACGAAGGCGGAGGACCUGUAACCCCAGCGGGGCCCUCUGGCUCAGGAGCAGGACCUUCCGCGCCACCCUCAGCUCCACCCGUAGCCUUUGAACCCUCAGCUCCCGUGCUUUUCGAGAACGAUGAAGAUUAUCACGGUGGUGGAUAUACCGCCGGUGGCCCCAGCUUCCCUAGCGCCGCUAGCGGCAGCGGCGGUCACGAAGAAGAAACUGUGCCAGAGUAUACGUACAAUAAUCAUCGCUCUGGGUCCGUAGGUACAGUAACGGUUGCUGGUAGUCCGUCGUCACCAGUACCAGCACCUGCAUCGGCAUUUUUCCCGGCCUCGGGCUCGGGAAACGCGCACGAUUUGCUACGGGAACAGGAACAGCAAGCAAGGUCGGAUUCUUCUAGCCCGCCUCCUAUUGAGUAUCUGCCGCGGUACAAGCGAUAAUCGAUAAUUCGUCAUUGGUGGGUGGCGGCCGUGAACGGUAGAGAUUUUGAGUAUG